This is a messenger RNA of Selaginella moellendorffii, 1597 nucleotides long. Its product is annotated as exosome complex exonuclease RRP46 homolog. The coding region runs from base 20 to 754 and encodes 244 amino acids. Gene Ontology annotation, biological process: rRNA catabolic process; poly(A)-dependent snoRNA 3'-end processing; U4 snRNA 3'-end processing. Gene Ontology annotation, cellular component: cytoplasmic exosome (RNase complex); nucleolus; nuclear exosome (RNase complex). The record is from RefSeq and is a predicted model, not a curated record. The transcript has 12 exons. NCBI's taxonomy places the organism in Eukaryota, Viridiplantae, Streptophyta, Lycopodiopsida, Selaginellales, Selaginellaceae.
UUUAGGGUUUUGGGCGUCCAUGGCGACGAUGGCGAGAGGCGAUGGGCGGAGCGCGGAUCAGAUCAGGCCGCUGGCGUGCACGACAGGCUUGCUCCACCGGGCGCACGGAUCGGCGCGCUGGUCGCAAGAGAAGAGCAUUGUCCUCGCGGCAGUGUAUGGGCCAAAGGCCGUGUCUGGGAAGCAGGAAAACGCCGAGAGGGCGACGGUGGAAGUGAUCUGGAAAGCCAAAGCGGGUCUUUCUGGGAGUUCUGAAAAAGAGGCUGAGGUGAUCUUGCGAAGAACAAUCGAGUACAUUAUCAUGGCGGCACAACAUCCAAAUACGGGCAUUUCAGUGAUCGUCCAGGUUGUGAGUGACGAUGGGGCUCUACUUGCUUGUGCAGUGAAUGCAGCUUGUGCAGCGCUCGUGGACGCAGGCAUCCCUUUGAAUGGUUUGCUUGCGGCUGUAACUUGUGGUGUUACUAGCGGAGGGGAGAUUCUACUGGAUCCGACAAGGAUGGAGGAACAGAGAAUCCAGGCCCAUGUGUGCUUGGUUUUUAAGAGCCCGGUCGCAUCUGUGGUGCCUGGCAUGUCUCAACACUCUGGAGAAGAUGCCAUUGUCACAUCUAUCACACGCGGCUCCAUGUCCGUGGAUUCUUACCUUGAUUGCUUGGCGCGGGCAAAGGCCGCAUGCAAGAUGGUUUCUGAGUUUUCAAGGAGCAGCAUCGAGAAAAAGCAGAUCGCGAUGGGCAUUAAUUCCAAGGCGUCUGAUAGCUAAAUUUCUUGUUCUUGUUGUUAAGUGUUAGAUUAUACGCAAACGUCAGGAUGGCCGAGCGGUCUAAGGCGCCAGACUCAAGUUCUGGUCUCCGUGAGGGGGCGUGGGUUCAAAUCCCACUUCUGACAGUCACGAAUGACGACGCGGACAAACAACAUGUGUAGUUGCGUAUCUCGUCGGCGAUAUCAGUGAUAAGACGCAGCAAAUGGCUCCCAACAUCACGCUUUGAUACGGUCGCGGAUUUCGUAGCUGGGCCUUUGCAGCCUUUGGGAUCAUCCAUAUGCCUAUUGCUGGAUCGUUUGGUCGAAGAUAACGAAGCAUCUUAGGCAGUACUCGUAUCUCAUUGGAUCAAUACGCGCGACCUUUGACACCUCGGCUGACAGUGCUCGUCCUUUUUUUCUUGUUUUUUUUUUCCCUUUGUGCAGAGCAUGCAUUGGGCAUCAUCCACAGCUUGCAACGAAAGGACGAUCGCUCAAAACCUGGGUGUUUGCGUGGGGCGGAAGAAAACGCUUGCGUGAAUUGUGGCACUGUUGCGUAGAUAUGGAUAUUGGAAGAGAAUCGUGCGGAAACUCUCCUGAGCAAUGAAAGGUAGAUCUUGGACACAAAGCCAGUUUUCCUGUUGCGGUCGCUCGCCACAGCGCUCAUAUCAUAAGAAAAUCGUAAAGUUGAAAAUGGUGGUGGCAUGGUCGGUUGAGUGCAUUAUUAUGGGACCGCAAGAGCAAAAGAAGAAGAAGAAAGAAAAGAGAGGAACUUUCUCUGGCACUAUGCGGCAUCCAUGAAAUCAAAGGGUUAUUGGAAAGCUCGCUAUGCAUGAUUGAUGCUGAUGCUACCGAGCUUUUCCUAUGA